AACAAGGUGAACUUUAAUGCGUUUGGAAGUUCGAAAGGAAAAGUUCUAUCAGACAAAUUCUACAUUAAACAUAAGCUUAAGCAAAACAGCUAAGAAGAAGCAGAAGAAUCAACACCUGCCAAACAUGAGGCUUGUGUUGCUGGGGAAGAAUGAACUGGACAAUGGCCGAGUGGGAAACCUCAUCCUUGGAAGAGAUGCAUUUCAGACUAACCUUGAGGUUUGUGAAGAACAUGUAAGUGAGAGAGUCAGAGGACAGGUGGAGGGAAGACCCAUCACAGUCAUUAACACUCCUGACCUGUUUCAUCCCCAACGCACACAACAUGAGCUCUCUGUGGCAGUGAAAGACUGUGUGGCCCAGUCUGCUCCAGGGCCUCAUGUAUUUCUACUGGUGCUGCAGCCUGACAGCUUCUCAGAGGAGGACAGACACAAAGUGAAAGCCAUACUGAACUUGUUCAGCGAUGAGGCCAUGAACUAUACCAUUGUACUAACCACUACUGUUAGAAGUGCGCGGCAUGUCUCUUCAGCUUACACUGGUGAAAAGGAAGACCAUUUAGGCCUGAUCAUACAGGAGUGUAAGAUGAGGUAUCAAAUAUUUGAUGAGAUUAACAGAUUCAGCCAGGUCCUUAAACUCUUUGAGAAGAUAGACAAGAUGAUGGAGGAGAAUGGGAGAAGACAUCUCACUUGUGAGGAAAUUGGGGUGAUACCCGGGGGCUCAUUUCUUCCAGAGAGCAAACAGAAAGCAAAAAGAGGAAGAGAGAGUGAUUCUCAUAAAGAGGGAGAAUGGAAGAAGAAGAAAACAGAGAUUAACGAGAUUUCAGCCAUACAGCAAGCACAAGAAGUCAUGGCAGAGGUUCAACACAGACUUGAAAAGAACAUCAAAAACCAUGCCAAGACCAACAAAGAAUUCAUGAACUUCAUCAGGGACAAUAUGACAGGUCUGCUAAAUAAAACGAUACAGAAAACCACUAUUGGUGUGUUUGGAAAGACAGGAGAUGGUAAAAGCUCCCUGAUAAAUGCCAUCCUAGAUGAGGAUGAGCUGUUACCGACAGGGACACUCGAUGCCUGUACAUCAGUCAUCAUACAAGUGGAGGCUGGGGCUGAGAGAGACCAGUACACAGCAACUGUUGAAUUCAUCUCAAAAGAGGCCUGGGAAAAUGAGCUAAAGAGCCUUCUAGGUUUUCUAGCGGAACGAAAGGAGAGGGAUGAAACCAUCUGCAAAAUGGCAGAAGACAAGAUCGAAGCACUGUAUGGAAAGAAUGCAACUGGAAAAAGCUUUGAUGAACUCAUGAACGACGAUCAUUCACCAGUUAUUGCAGCCAUGCUCAAGUCAAACACUAAAACCAUCUCAAAGUUUCAGGCCUCAGAUCUCUCUGAAGCAAUCGGGCCUUAUAUUGAACAUCAUGAGUCUGAUCUUGGGGGAUUCUAUUGGCCAGUAGUGAAGACUGUGAGAAUCAAAGUGCCAGAUCACAAAGGGCUUCUACAGAACAUCGUGCUAGUUGAUCUCCCUGGAAAUGGAGACUGCAAUCAGACCAGAGACGAGAUGUGGAAAUCAAUGUUAAGGGAGUGCACAGCUGUUUGGGUUGUGAGUGAUAUCAAUCGAGCCGCAUCUGACAAGGCAGCCUGGGAGAUCCUGAAGAGCAGCAUGACAGAUAUGGUACAGGGAGGGGCAUGCACUCGCAUCACUUUCAUCUGCACCAAAACUGAUAAUAUGGAUCCCCAGUCUUACAUUAGAUCAAAAAGACUGAACAAUAGAGAUCUACAAAUCACAGCGGAAAAUGUGUCAGAGAGAAAGUAUAAAUGCAUACAGCACAGGAAUAACAUGGCUAAGAAUCGAUUGAAACAAACCUUUGAAAAACAGUGUCAACUCCAGAAAUAUUACAUCAGACGCUUUUCAGUGUUCACUGUAAGUUCACGGGAGUUCUGCUCAAAGGAGCCAUAUCUGAAACAGGAGGACACAGAGAUACCAAAGCUGAGAGAGGUGCUGAGGAGAUUUAACCACAGUCACGCCAACAGAGUGGCCUCACAGUAUUUUACAAGUGCCACAGGGAUCCUGUCCCUCAUACAGACAUCCAAAGAUAACAACGCAGAGAUGAAUAUGGACAAAGUAAAGCUGCACAAUGAGCUGAAUAAGAAGCUGGAUGAUGAACUGAAAUGUCUACGGGUUAAACAUUUAGAGCCAUGUUACGAUGAACUGGAGAAGUGCCUCUCAGUUGGAGUUAAGAAGUCAGAGAGGAAAUGUGCUGAAAUAACCAAGAAAAACGUGGAUGUACCAGUUGAAAAAAAUGGAUGUGGAUACCAUCAGACUCUAUCCGCCUUGUGCAGAAAUAAAGGUUACUUCAGGUCAGGAGAUGGAGAAACAAGAGACCUGAACAAGUCUUUGGCUGAAAUUAUGUAUGAAAGCAUCAAUGAAAAGUUUAACGCCUUCUUCCCAAAUGAAGGUGAGGGUCAUGAUGAAGGGUCAGUACGGGAGAAGGUCGAACGAUUCAGUGUCUGCUCGAUCAGUGUCACUGAGGGCUACAGCAACCCUGCAGCAAUGACUCACAUUCUGAGGUUCUUAAAAGCUGAGGAAGCCAAGCUGAAGCAUUUGAUAUAUAGAGAAAUUGCGCAACAAAAGAAGGAAAUAUAUGCAUCAAUCACAGAUACCAUCAAAGAAGAGAUGGGUCCUGGCUACAACAAGGCUGAAAAAUGUGUUGGACCGAGAUCCAUGGCGGAGAAGCAGAGAGUACUGAAACAACACACUGAGUCACUAAAGCACACCAUGUUCAAGAAAGCAAAGAACAGGAUGCUGACUGCGUUCAGAUAUCUGACGAAACAAAUCGAGAUGAUGUUGGAAGAGAAUCUACAGGAAGCUUUGGCUCAUGCACGGACUGAAUCCAACUUCCCGUUUAUCAUGGAUGUCAGCGCUGAAAUUAGAGAGCUGGAGAGGUUAUCUGCCCUAACUGAUGAAUAACAGCGGCAAGAAUCUAAUGAAGAGUUGAUGCGGAAAACAGGUUUUUGUGUAGCCAUGUAAAUGUUCAUGGCUGGGCAGACAGUGCAGAAAAUUACAUAUAUAAAUCUUUGAUAGAUCAUCUAGAUACAAUGUGUUAAAAACUAGUGAGAUAUGGCUAGGAUGGUCAGUCUUUGUCAAGAAGGUCUGUGGUUCAACUGUCUCUUAGAACUCUCUAGAUCGACAUAAACAACACGUCAUUUGUUUCAGUACGUCUCUGAGUACUCUAUGAACAUCAGUCUCAGCUGGUAAAAGGCAGGGAAACACACUGGACAGAUCGCCAGUCCAUCGCAGGGCAGACACACAAACACAUUCACACCUAGGGGCAAUUUACUAUCUCCAGACUAAUGUGACUUAUGUGGGGACCGUAGAAAUCCAAGCAGACCCUUGAUUUUAUUUGAAUGAUUUAUAUAAUUGUUUGGGACUUAACAAUUAGGGUAGUAAGCUUGGCACUUAAAUGUUUUAAUGAUUUUAGAAUGUCAGAUAUAGAGUGUUAGAUUUAGAAAACAGGCCCUGGGCUCUGUAAAGGCAUGGCACUUAAAUGUUUUAAUAAUUUAAGAAUGUUAGAUAUAGAAAAUAGGCCCUGGGCUUUGUAAAGCGGCUUGAAACUAUUUUAUUGUUUUGGCGCUAUAUCAAUAAAAUAAAAUUGAAUUAAAUUGAAAACAUGACCCAGUUUAAAAUAAAUGUAGAUCCUGUUAGUAUAUAGAGUUUGCUUCAUUACAAGUGCAGAAUGAAGAGGCUGAAAAGUUGUCCUUUGUAGCUGAUUAUUACUCACUUUGGCAUUACAUAAUUAAGAUUCAGACGUGCCAUUUUAGUGAAUCUCUUUAAUGUAACUACUGUCUAUGAACCUAUUGCCUAUUGAAUGAAAUACGUAUUUUAUACAUUUAAUUCUAUUUUUCACCUUUCAUUUUAUGCUUCAUUUAACAUUUCUGUGCGCAAACAUUUUUGAUGCCAAUAUACACAUAGAUGUCAAGAUGGCGGCGCGCACAGGUGCGGUGGCUCCUUGCUUUCCAGGGUGGUGUUUUGUUUGUACCAUUUUGUACUUGUUUUUUGUGUUAGUUAGUCGAGAUAUGCAUUGCAAGCUACGUCUACAGCCGCCAGGACAUAAUUGACUACGAAUUCCAAAUGUCGUUGUAUACAAUGGACAAUGAUUUUUCUUUCUCUCUCUCUCUCUUCCUGUUCUCUGUGUGGGGAUAGGCUCUUACUGACUCAUCAUAUACGUAGUCAUUUGUGUCUCAGUAGAUAU
Clupea harengus (Atlantic herring) is the source of this 4232-nucleotide messenger RNA. RefSeq names its product nuclear GTPase SLIP-GC-like. Lineage: Eukaryota; Metazoa; Chordata; Actinopteri; Clupeiformes; Clupeidae. Gene Ontology annotation, molecular function: GTPase activity; GTP binding. The record is from RefSeq and is a predicted model, not a curated record.